This is a messenger RNA of Crotalus tigris (Tiger rattlesnake), 1053 nucleotides long. It is a transcript of the gene RPS6, whose product is annotated as ribosomal protein S6. NCBI's taxonomy places the organism in Eukaryota, Metazoa, Chordata, Lepidosauria, Squamata, Viperidae. The transcript has 7 exons. Gene Ontology annotation, biological process: translation. Gene Ontology annotation, cellular component: ribosome. The record is from RefSeq and is a predicted model, not a curated record. Gene Ontology annotation, molecular function: structural constituent of ribosome. Bases 155 to 904 code for a protein of 249 amino acids.
AAUCUAAUUUUUCUAUCUCUGUCGUCACGCAAGAAUGGAACGAGCCGCUCAGUGGAGUCUCGCGAGAUCCGUCGGAGCCUAUGUGACUUCCGACUGAGCGGAAGUGGGGCCUCUUUUCCGUGGCUGACCUGGAGCGAGCGGCCGCGCCGGUGCCAUGAAGCUCAAUAUUUCAUUCCCUGCCACCGGCUGCCAGAAACUCAUCGAGGUGGACGAUGAGCGUAAGCUGCGCACGUUCUACGAGAAGCGGAUGACUGCAGAGGUCCCGGCUGAUGCUCUUGGUGAAGAGUGGAAGGGAUACGUUGUCCGCAUUAGUGGUGGCAAUGACAAACAAGGUUUCCCCAUGAAGCAAGGUGUCCUCACUCAUGGCCGUGUCCGUCUGCUACUUAGCAAGGGCCACUCCUGUUACCGUCCUAGGAGAACUGGAGAACGAAAACGCAAAUCUGUUCGAGGAUGCAUUGUUGAUGCCAACUUAAGCGUCUUGAACUUGGUCAUUAUAAAGAAAGGUGAGAAAGAUAUUCCUGGAUUGACUGAUCAUACUGUGCCCCGUCGCCUUGGUCCCAAGAGAGCUAGCAGAAUCCGAAAGCUGUUUAAUCUCUCCAAAGAAGAUGACGUCCGUCAGUAUGUUGUGAGGAGACCAUUGAGCAAAGAAGGUAAGAAGCCAAGGACCAAGGCACCCAAGAUCCAACGUUUGGUGACCCCCCGAGUCCUGCAGCAUAAGCGCAGACGUAUUGCUCUAAAGAAACAACGAACUCAGAAGAAUAAGGAAGAAGCUGCCGAGUAUGCCAAGCUUCUGGCUAAGAGGAUGAAGGAGGCAAAAGAGAAGCGGCAAGAACAAAUAGCUAAGAGGCGUAGACUGUCUUCUCUGAGAGCCUCUACAUCUAAAUCUGAAUCAAGCCAGAAGUAAGCAAUGAACUGUGCUCCUAAAAAGGUCCUGUGAAGCAAGUUAAGCUGAGAGACAGUGACUGGCCCAAAGUUACACAGCUUUCGUGUCUGAAGUGAAAGGAGAACUCUGUCUCCUGAUUGCCUCAAUCACUAAAACGAAUUGGCACCCCA